This is a messenger RNA of Paramormyrops kingsleyae, 3286 nucleotides long. RefSeq names its product UV radiation resistance associated gene (gene uvrag). Lineage: Eukaryota; Metazoa; Chordata; Actinopteri; Osteoglossiformes; Mormyridae. The record is from RefSeq and is a predicted model, not a curated record. Gene Ontology annotation, biological process: SNARE complex assembly. Gene Ontology annotation, molecular function: SNARE binding. Gene Ontology annotation, cellular component: endosome; lytic vacuole; phosphatidylinositol 3-kinase complex, class III, type II.
AGGGGAGAGCAAUCGGCAUAUGCAUAAGGGGUAUUAUCUCAGGGAAACAUGGCAUGUAGAUGCGGUGACAGCUCUGCAGCCGCACAUGUCAGGGCAGCACAGACGACGGGCCUGCGUUUGCGGUGUUGAUCAGCACCAUGGAUUGUGUCAGAGACCGAGCUGUGUCCUCUGUUUGAUUGCAUGAACAUAAAUAACCUGGAGGCUAUAUGGACAUGCGCCUGAUGAUUGCAGUCAGCACCUAAUCAGCCUGUUUGGUGCUGGCAUGUACUAAGUUAGCCUGUCUUGGGUUUUCCGGUUCAGCACAAGUUUUUAAAUUAUGUAGGAAAUUGCAUUCGUAGAAGUCUUUAUAAUUAUUUGAAUUAUAAUGAGAUGUAAGUCAACACCAGUGCUUCAAUAGCAUUAAGAAAGUUUCACGCUUGCAUUGCCCUGACGAAUAAAAGUUGGAGGUUAACCAAGAAGAAGAAUCAGUUUUUUAGGUCCAAUAGCUGCAAUAUUCAUUAUUUACUUUUUAAGUGGUGGUCAGUAAAAUGUUAGUAAUUUGUAUAAAGGCACAUUAUGAACUGUACUGUACAAGUGGUCACUUAAACAUUCCAGUAGAUGCUGCUUUUCUGCAUUAGUAUUGUACUACAUGGUUUCCAGUUUUGGACAUUGAUUGAUUUUGUACGUUUGGCAUGCAACUCUCUCCAUCUGCUUAAAUCAGCAGCAGCGCGCAGGAUUAAUAGCAGGGGUUAUGCAGCCAAAGGCUGAAAAGUGUUUUAAUUAGUUAUUUUUUUUUAACCGUGUAUCUUGUGGAACAGAAUGUGCUGUUUUUCAUUAACUUUUCAGGAGGAAGUUGACAGGAAACAUGGACUUUCAAUGCUACUUCUGUUCAUUUCCCCCCGAAAGUCUUUUAAAGCCACGCUGACGUCACCCCUCCCCAGUUAGCGGCGGUUUCCAUUAAAUCGACGUUACUACGGCUAUUUUUUCACUGUCGGUUUUUGAGACUUCUGUGCACCAUUAACUGAUGUCCAGGACUGUUCUCUGAUUGACGACUGGAAGCCAUGACUCCUUGCAAUGAUAAACUGCUGUUUCCUGCGAGACGCCUACGCCACCUAAGGAGCAUCGCCGCCCGUAACAUCGUCAACAAGAACGGCUCUCCGCUGCUUGACACCUUCUUCACCUUGCAUCUCUGCCAAGAGGACAGAAUAUCCCGAGGAUUUUACAAGAGUGAGGUCAUUAGGGACUCCUUGAACCCCACAUGGAGAAGCCUGGACUUCGGCAUGCUUCCCGACCUCCUGGACACGUCUGUGUCCUGCUUCGUGGUCCGGAUCUGGGGCGGCCGGGAAGAGCAGUACCAGCUGCUCAUCGAGUGGAAGGUGAACCUGGACGGGCUCCGGUACACGGGCCAGCAGAUCCGGUCCAGGAAUCCAAAUGAGAUUAUCUUUGGAUUAAACGAUGGCUACUAUGCAGCUGACUUUGACAAUAAGGAUCAUUCGGAAAGAAAGAAGAGCAGUUUGCUUCAGGUGGACCAGAGUUCAGUGCGUAACUCUUACAGUGUUUUUUCCUUGCUGAGGCUCCACACUGCUCAGAGGGCCAUCAAGCAGACCCAGGUGACUGUGCAGAGGAUCGGCAAGGAGAUUGAGGAGAAGCUGAGGACGACAGCGGCCUGCACUGAGCGGAAGAAGGAGCGGGAAUGCAUGCAGCUGCGGAUCAGCAUCCUGCGUAGUGAGUUGGAGCGGCAGAGGAAGGCCCUGGGUCGAGAGGUGGACGUGCGGCAGAAGGAGAAGGCGCAGCUUCAGAGGAAAGAGGAGGCGUUCUCCAGCAAGCGUCAGAGUUUGGAGAUGGAGAAGGACUCAUUAAAAGAGCAACAGAAAGAAUGUACCUCCAAAAGAGAGCUCUUCUUGAAGACCAACGCCCAGCUCACGUUCCGGUGUCGUCAACUGUUGUCGGAACUGUCCUACAUUUAUCCCAUCGAUAUGAACAGUCAGAAUGAUUUUGUCAUCUGCGGGGUCAAGCUACCGAACUCAGAAGACUUUCAAGCUUUGAGCCACUCUCCCGUGGAUUUCUGUCACUGUUAUGGUUCGACAAACCUAUUUUCGUGCAAGCAUACAAAGGAUGACGGGAGUGUAGCGGUUGCCCUUGGUUACACGGCACACCUGGUCCUGAUGAUUUCGUGCUUCCUGCAGAUUCCGCUCAGGUAUCCAGUGAUCCACAAGGGAUCUCGCUCGUCCAUAAAGGAUACCAUCACUGACAAGCUGACGGAGAAGGAGAGAGAGUUUCCUCUGUAUCCGAGAGGAGAGCGCUUUCAGUUUGAGUACGGCGUCUACCUUCUCAACAAGAAUAUCGCACAGUUAAGGUACCAGCAUGGCCUUUCUACACCGGACCUGCGGCAGACCCUGCCCAACCUGAAGAACUUCCUGGAACAUGGGCUGCUCGUCCGUUGCGACCGGCACGGUGUCUCUGGCUCCAUUCCCGUCCCAUCAAAAUCGCAGCUCAGCCCCACGAUGGCGUCCGAGCUGGCCCACCCGAAUAGAUCCAGCUCUCCGGACCAAGGUGUGCGCAAGCGAGCCAGCUCAGAGGCCGACAAGCAGAAAUACAAGACGCCGCCUGGCGGGUACAGCACCCCCGGCAGCCAGCCCAUCGCCACGUCGCUGCCCACCGACUCGCCCAGGAACCUGUCCUCCUCCCUCGAUACUAGCAUCGAUCUGUCCAAGGAAAUGGAGGCUCUAGAGGACCCGGCAUCUGGCGCCAUGGUGGGGUCUGACCAGGUGGAACCCGCAGAGCCACACUCUGGCGCCGUGAAUGGUGCGGCGUUGCCUCCGCAUGCCCUCAGCGACGGCCUCCCCAUGCCCGCGGAGCUCUGCUGCCCGGUGGAGCGGGCCGAGGAGAUCAUCGGCACCGAGGCCACGGGCUUCGGCGGCACCGAGCACCCCGAGGAAUACCCCUGCAUCCCCGUGGACCGCGCCGUUGCCGUGGAGUGUGACGAGCAGGUGUUGGGCGAGCUGGACGCCGCCGGCUUCGAGGAAUUCUCCCGCCGCAUCUAUGCACUGAACGAGAACACGUCCAGCUUCCGGAGGCCGCGCAAAAACUCAGACAAGUGAGGUCGGGACCCGGGGGGCCGGGGCAGAGCGGGGGGGAGAAGCUGUCUUGUUGUCGUUUCUUUGUUUUCCUCUGUAGUGACAUGGAGACAGUGGAGAUAUGCAUUGUUUGUUUGUUUGUUUGUUUUCCUGGCGUAAUGACCGAUUUGCACUUCUCUAAGCAUUUCUAUUAUCCUUUAAAUGAAAUAAAAGAGAGAGUUGUGGCCGAA